ACCCAAAUCGAAAGCCUCAGAUCUAACACGUCGGUCUCGCUUCCUGUUCUUCUCUUUCCUUUUCUCUCUCUCAGUAUCGAAAUCCAAGGUUUUUCUGUAAGAAUCUUGUUCGUUGGUUAAGUCAUAAGUGUUAGUGUUUGGUUCGCUUGGUGAAUCACUUGGCAACAAUGGCGGACGGACUGGUGGUUGUCGAUUUAGAUGAUUGUCGGAAGGACCCUAAAGUGCAAAUCCAAGAUCAAUCUAGGAAGACCCAGAAGAGAAAGAGAUCAUCUUGGAUUCUUGAGGGUUUGAGCAGUGAGCCGAAAGAAUCCAUGGUCAAUGGAUUGCAGCAUGAAAUUGAGGGGCUUUUGGCGUAUUACAAAGAAAUCAUGGAUCAAAAAGUGGGUUUUGGUUUGGGGUCUGAUCUGGGCUCUGUUGACUCUGGUUCAGUGAAUGCAAUGGUUGCGGUUCUGAUGGAGGAAAGUGAGUUGCCACUGUCCAGACUGGUGGAGGAGAUUCAUGGCAGGGUCAAGGAGAAGAUGGGAAAUUUGACUUUACCGACAGUGAAGAGUGCGGUGUUGUAUGUGGGUCAGAGAAUGAUGUAUGGAGUGCCCAAUGAUGAUGCUGAUGUGUUGGAGGAUGUUACCCCUUCCUGCCUGUGGUGUUGGGAGAUAAGAGACGCAAAGUUCGUGCCAAAAUCUGUUCGUGGAGCAUUGAAAAUUCGAAGCACUUGUCGGAAGAAGAUUAAUGAGAGAAUUACUGCUGUCACUGAAAUGAUAACCGCAUUAAAGAGGUCAGAGAAUGAUCAGACCUACAAAGAUGAUCUGAUCAAAGCAGCAGAAAAACUUAGUAAAGUGUCAAACGAGGCAAAUAUUCGUCUGUUAGUGCAUAACAUGUUGCAGAAGAGUGGUACAGAAAAGGCUGACAAAGAAGCAAAGAAGGAAGAGAAAUUACUAGUCAAACAAUUGGAGAAAAACAAAAGAAAAGCUGAGAAGGAGAAGAAAAAAAGGGACCAGGAACUUCAAAAAGAAAAGUUGCAAAGUGAAAAGAAGCAAAAGCGUUUGCAGGAAGCAGCAGAAAAGGAUGAAAAGCAUCGUGAAAAGGAGGAAGCUGAGAUGAGGAAGCAGCGAGGAAAACAGCAAGAGGAAGCAGAGAGAGAACAGCGACGGCGAGAGAAGGAAGAGGCUCAAGUGAAAAAACAACUUGACAUAAAAAGGCAGGCUUCUGUCAUGGAGCGCUUUCUUAAAAGAAAUAAAACUUCACCAUCCCCGACUGAUAAUUCUCCUAGUAAACCAGUGAUAUCCAAUCCAUCCAGUCAAAAGAGUGAACAGAUGCCUGAAGCAGUUACACUAUCAAUGGAUUCUGUUCUUUUAUCCCAUGGUCAAGUCAACAUUGAUGAUCUCCGCAGAUUACAAUUGUCAUCUUGGCGUUGCAUGGGUCAUUCUCUUCAUUUAUAUGGUAAACAGUGUUGGGGCAUGCGCAAGAAACCUAGGACUGAAUUGUUUAAGGAACUAAAGUUAACUACUAAUAAAGAACACUAUUCUGGUCAUGAUUCGAGCAUUGAAAAGAUGGUAGGUGGAUGGGGAUCAUGCCUUGCUGAUGCCAAUAAUUCAGCUCCUGAUGUUAGAAAAUGCAGUGGUAGAAAGCAAUUGUUGCAGUUCAAUGAGAAUCAUAGACCUGCAUUUUAUGGUAUUUGGACCAAGAGAAGUAAAAUUGUUGGACCUCGCCACCCCUGGAGGAAGGACCCAGAAUUAGACUAUGAUGUUGACAGUGAUGAAGAAUGGGAAGAGGAGGAGCAAGGGGAAAGCCUCUCAGACUGUGAUAAAGAUGAUGAAGAGGAGAGUCUAGAUGGAUGCUUGAAAGCCGAUGAUGAUGAAAGCGAAGAUGGCUUUUUUGUCCCAGAUGGCUAUCUAUCAGAAAAUGAGGGAGUACAAGUUGACAGGAUGGAAGCUGAUGUUGCCCCUGGGACAACACAUUUAAAUAAUUAUAAGGAAGACGUGCAGAGUGAAGACUUCUGUGCAUUGCUACGGCAACAGAAGUAUCUUAACAAUUUAACUGAGCAUGCACUCAGAAAAAAUCAACCAUUGAUUAUAUUGAAUCUAAUGCAUGAAAAAGCCUCAUUGCUAAUGGCUGAAGAUAUCAGUGGUGUCCCUAAACUGGAGAAGACAUGCUUGCAAGCGCUAAGCAUUCGUGAAUUUCCAGGUUGCUCCCCUGUAGGGAUAUCAGUUGAUAACUUGCAAGAGGAGGAUCAAGAAGCUUCCCUGUCAAGUGGAAAGGAUAGCACAAGGCCAUUCUCAACAACAGCCAAAUUUCCAGACUCAGAUUUGCUGAUAAUUGUAUCUACCAUCCAGUCCUGUUCACAGAGUAUUGUUAAGCUAGUUGACUGUUUACAACAAAAAUUUCCAGCAAUUUCAAAGACUCAUUUAAAAAAUAAAGUGCGUGAAGUAUCAGAUCUUGUGGAUAAUCAUUGGCAGGUCAAGAAAGAAAUUUUAGUCAAGCUUGGCAUGUCAGUUUCACCAGAAAAGGCUGGUACAAGGACCAAAAGUAUAGCCACAUUCUUCUCAAAAAGAUGCUUGCCUCCUGCUGAAAAGGAUAUCAGCUCCAUUGGAACCUCUACCCCGCCAGCAUUGAAACCUGGUUCUGCUACUGACGAGUUGCAUAGUGACACAUUCAGCCAUACAUAACCUUAUUGUUCUUGCCUUAAGCUUUCUCACUGCUUCUUUGCACCUAACUAAAGCAUGCACCUAGAGAUAUAUUUACGAGUGUUAUAGCCUUGAUGUGCAUCAAAUUUUUGUUCAGAUAAUGAUAGUGCCAUCUGGGAACAGGUUCCACCCGCAAGCGAUUUUUACUGUAUUUCUUUUGUAGAUCUUGAAUUUCUUCCCCUUUCUCAAUUUCUUUUUCUUGCCUCUCACGUACGCCAACUCAAUUCCAAUUCAAGAUCUUUGACAAGGAGAUUGAAGCUCUUAAUUGCUCAGACAUCUUAAUUGGAUGAAUUAUUAUUAUAAUAAUCAAUUAACUACUCC
Rubroshorea leprosula is the source of this 3002-nucleotide messenger RNA. The record is from the annotation of a GenBank genome assembly. NCBI's taxonomy places the organism in Eukaryota, Viridiplantae, Streptophyta, Magnoliopsida, Malvales, Dipterocarpaceae.